CCGGCCGGCCGGGCACCACCACGUUAAAUCGCCUCUCUCGGUCGAUCUCAAUUUAUAGCCCCGUACCGGCCCAUUAAUCCCCCGUCAUCGAGCCGAGCGUGCAACAGAAAUUAACCAGUUUGAUUGAUCUUUUGGCCUGUUGACGAUGGCGUGGAAGAGAUCAUCACCGAUGCUGCAGCAGGCGGCGCUCGCGCUGGUGGCCGCGUUGGCGAUGGCGGCUACGUGCGCCGAGGCGGGGCGGGACUACGGCGCCGGCCAGUCCAAGUUCACCAUCACGGGCACCGUGCUGUGCCAGGACUGCACCAAGAACUGGAACGCCUACGCCUACAACGCCAAGCCCAUCCCCGGUAGCGGGGUGGCGGUGACGUGUCUGGAGAAGGGGAAGGUGGCGUUCUACGGCAAGGACGAGACGAACAAGGAGGGGGUGUUCAGCGUGGAGGUGCCGUACGAGCCCGCGGGCAGCGGCGCCGGCUGCCGGCUGGACCCGUCCGAGUGCCUCGUCCGCCUCGUCGCCUCCGAGGACAAGGGAUGCUCCGUGCUCACCAACUUCAACGGCGGGAGGUCCGGCCAGCGCCCGUUCCGCCCGUCCAAGGUCUGCCCCACCGAGGUCGUCUACAACGUCGGGCCGUACUACGCCACCCUGCCGCAGUGCGACGUCGACGACAAGAAGACCGAUGCUCAUCUCGAUCGGUGGAGGGGCUAGAGGAAGAAGGCCACCGACCGGCACGCGCGGUGGAUUUCAUUCAAGUUCUGGUCGAUCUUUGUUUCGGCGGCCACGUAUGCGUCUUCAUUUUCGUCUUUUGAUGAUGUGUUCGAAUGUUUGCUUUGCUUCGAAAGUGGACAGUGGUAUUGUAUGGUUUUUUGUGAGAUGAUGUGUGUUUUUUUUCUGGCUAUA
Brachypodium distachyon (stiff brome) is the source of this 895-nucleotide messenger RNA. Its product is annotated as pistil-specific extensin-like protein. The record is from RefSeq and is a predicted model, not a curated record. The transcript is spliced from 2 exons. NCBI's taxonomy places the organism in Eukaryota, Viridiplantae, Streptophyta, Magnoliopsida, Poales, Poaceae. The coding region runs from base 146 to 703 and encodes 185 amino acids.